Triticum turgidum subsp. durum (durum wheat) is the source of this 1320-nucleotide messenger RNA. Lineage: Eukaryota; Viridiplantae; Streptophyta; Magnoliopsida; Poales; Poaceae. The record is from the annotation of a GenBank genome assembly.
AUGUUGCGAAUCCUUGUAGUUACUGGCGUCGUAAUGUGGGCCUUUGAAAUGUUGGAGGACAUUGAUGUUCGUAAGUUUGAAGGUUUGAAAGAAGUGCCUAAGGAUUUGAACACCAAGUUAAGUGAUGUAAAGGGGGUCGAUGAGGCCAAAGCUGAGCUUGAGAACAUAGUUCACUACCUACGAAAUCCCAGCAGAUUCAACCGCCUUGGUGGCAAGCUUCCAAAGGGCAUUCUGCUUGUGGGCCCACCUGGCACAGGGAAGACCAUGUUGGCAAGGGCUGUGGCUGGGGAAGCCGGCGUCCCUUUCUUCGUGUGCAGUGGCAGUGCUUUCGAGGAGUCUUAUGUUGGUGUUGGUGCUAAGAGGGCGAGGGAGCUCUUCCGUGCAGCAAAGAAGCGAGCUCCUUGCAUAAUAUUCAUCGAUGAACUUGAUGCCGUUGGUGGGCGCAGAAACGCAGAAGAACCAUCGUGGGCAAAGCAGACUCUGAACCAGCUGCUUGUUGAGAUGGAUGGCUUCAAGCAGAAUGAAGGGAUCAUUGUGGUCGCAGCAACCAACUUCGCUGAGUCGCUAGAUGACGCCCUUGUCAGGCCUGGGCGUUUUGACCGUCAAGUUCGUGUUCACCUUCCAGAUGUUGUGGGCCGAAAGCAGAUCCUCGAGGCUCACAUGUCAAAGGUGCAGAAAGGCAUUGGUGUGAAUGCGCUGACCAUCGCGAGGGGGACGCCUGGGUUCUCGGGUGCAGACCUUGCAAAUCUAGUGAAUGAAGCCGCUCUCAAGGCUUCCAGGGAUGGGGCAUAUGCUGUUAGGAUGGAUGACCUUGAGUACGCCAAGGACAAGAUCAUCAUGGGCACUGAGCGCAAGUCGGCGGCGAUAUCUGAUCAUUCCAAGAAGAUGACCGCGUACCAUGAGGGUGGGCACGCCCUCGUUGCUAUCCUCACGGACGGUGCUGACCCUGUGUACAAGGCAUCCAUUUUGCCCAGGGGAAAUGCUCUCGGCUUGGUGACGCAGAUUCCAGGGGAAGACAGCGAGCUCGAAGCAUCGAGGAAGCAAAUGCUGGCAAGGCUGGAUGUCCUCAUGGGUGGGCGGGUGGCCGAGGAGCUUAUAUAUGGAGAAGCCGGGAUCACGACUGGUGCCUCAUCUGACCUAAACCAGGCGACCCAAUUGGCGAAAGACAUGGUCACCAAGUAUGGCAUGAGCAAGCGGGUCGGCCUCGUGACCUACAGCGACGACAACGCCGUUAGCGGCGGUGGCAAGACGAUGACCAUGAGCGGGCCGACGACGGCCCUGGUUGAUGAGGAGGUGAAGGCAUUGUUGGACAACGCUUAG